AUGAACCAAGAAAAUACAACAAAUGAGAUCAUUUCACAUACCAAAGAUGACUUAUAUGACUCUAAUGAAUCUCAUAUAGUACUCGGUAACAAAUUGGAUCAGAAUAUGACUGGUGGAAUUGUUGGAACAGAUAGUUCCCAAUUAACCGAAUCCAAUUUGGAAUCCCAUAUAGUCGAUUCGGGUUCAAAUGAAGCAUCAACUGAAAAUGACGAUAAGAAAGAGAAUUUAAAAGAAGUUGACAGUAAGGGCUCAAGUAGCAAUACAGAAAAUUCUGAAGGAAGUGAUGAUGAUUCUGAGUCAGAUGACGAUGACGAUGACGAUGACGAUGACGAUGACGAUGACGAUGACGAUGACGAUGACGAUGACGAUGACGAUGACGAUGAUGAUGAAGAACCCCCAUUAUUGACCUACUCUCGAAUCAAACAAUUACCAAUUAAAUUGUUUCAAAGGGAUACUAUUUCUGCAUGUAAUUUCCAUGAUUCUAUAUUCAUAUUUGGUACUCAUUCAGGUAUGUUAUAUUUUACUACACCUCAUUUCAAAAUGAUAGAUACUUUGAAAUGUCACAGAUCGUCCAUUCUGUCUAUUUAUACAGAUGGUGUAAGUUUCGCAACAGCUUCUAUUGACGGAACAAUAGUAACAGGUUUAGUUAAUAACAUCAAAUCAGAAAGUCUUAUUGCAUAUGAUUUCAAGAGACCAAUUAAUUCCGUUAUAUUAGAUACGGAUUUUGUAACAAACAAGACUUUCGUAUCCGGUGGAAUGGCAGGUGAACUAAUACUUUCCCAACGAAAUUGGCUGGGUAAUAAAACAGAUAUUGUAAUAUCUAAAGGAGAUGGUCCAAUUUUGUCUAUAAAUAAAACUGAAGAUAUAAUUUUUUGGUUUACAUCUAGUGGGAUCCACUUUUUUGACAAGAUUACCAGGACAUCAUUAUUACGUGUAGAAUUACCUGAACUGGAUCAAAAUAACAACCCUUUCGAAAUAUUUAAACCUCAUGUUCAUAUUCCCGAAAGAGAUAGAAUUAUUAUUGGCUGGAUGGACAAUAUAUGGAUAUUUAAAAUUUCGGUAGCUACAAAAAAUAGCCAAGAUGGCUUUAUUCACGGCAAUGUUGGAUCUAUUAUCUCAAGUGCGGCAUCAAGUUUUAAAGGAAUACCAGAUAAGGAUGUAAGUAUAGAACAUCACUUUACUAUCCCAUUGUUAAUAGCUGGUAUUGCAUCCUUCAAAGAUGAUCAGCUACUUUGUUUAGGUUAUGAAAAACAAUUUGAUGAUAAAAAUGAAUUACAAUUGAAACAUUUACCACCUCAAUUACAAAUUUUUAACCUAAUUGAUGGAAGUGAGAUAUAUAAUGAUGAAAUUGUAUGUAAAGAUUAUGAAAAAUUAUCACUCAGUGACUACCAUCUUGGGAAACAUAUUCAUGAAAAUGGUGAUAGCCCAUCGGAAUACUAUCUCAUUUGUACAUCUGACGCUAUUAAAAUCCAACAAUUAACAUUAAUGGAUCAUUAUAAUUGGUUCAUCAGUAAGGAACAUUUUUAUAGGGCGUGGAAUAUCGCUCAAUAUGUGGUUGAUGAUGUUGAACGAGCAAAAGUCGGUAUUAAGUAUGUUGAACAUUUGUUAAAAGAACAAGAAUGGGAUGAAGUUGGUCCUACAAUGAUUAAAAUUUUCAACGGUUUAGAAGUAGAAAGAGAAAAUGCGAAUUCAAAUGAUCUUAAUGAAAUAUUUAAUAAAGAAUGGUUUAAGGUGAUUAAUAUAUAUAUGGAUGAAGAUAAACUAUCGCAAAUUGCCGAUUUUAUUCCUCUUACGUUGGAUUGUUCAAAUGCUGUGUAUGAUUUUAUUCUAAAUUAUACACUUGAUAAACAUGAAACUUCUAUGUUUAGCAAAUUCAUACAGCAUUGGCCUGUAAAAAUAUUUGAUUCUAAAGGUAUAGAAGGAAGACUAAAAAUGUUGCAAUCCAAAAACGAAGAUUUUAAAAUAUUUUAUGUGAACCAAUUGAUAUACCUUUACUUGAAAACCCAGAAGUACUCCCAAGCUAUCCCAUUUAUGAUAAAUAUUAAAGAUCCUAAAACGUUGCGUAUUCUGCAAAAUGAACCUCAGCUUUUACCACAGGUCACGGAUAGACUGAUGGAAAUAAUACUGAUCCCGGCGUUUAACAACUCGAAACUAAGAAAUGCCAUUAUUAAUGAUUUAUCAAUCCCUGAGUUAGAACAGACAUUCUGGGAACCGAUCUUAUUGAUAGUCCAAAAUAGGAAAGUUAUAUCCUUGAAAACUGUAAUAGAACAGUUCAAGGAUUAUUCUAAAGAGCAUGAGAAUGUUGAUAAAUUAUUACUAUGCAUAUUACUAAGAAUUGACAGCACCGAACCUGAUUUAUUGAAAAUCUAUGAAAAUGAAAUGAUAGACCUUUUUUCUAGAUUUGAUAAGAAACCUCUUUUAAACUUUUUGAAAAACAAGACGCAUUAUGAUAUUGAAAAGGCUAUUGAGUUAUGCUCGACUCAAGACGGGUUAUAUUCUGAACUAAUUUAUCUUUGGGGAAGAAUCGGUGAAACCAAGAAAGCUUUAUCUAUUAUUGUUAAUAAAUUAAAUGACCCUUCAUUGGCAAUAGAAUAUAUCAUAAGUUGGGGAGAUACUGAACUGUGGGAUUUCUUAAUAGAAUAUACAAUGAACAAAUCUAAUUUUGUUGAAAAGCUUUUGAAUUCCUACAGCUUCAUUGGGGACAAAUACAUUAAUGUAGUAGCAGGUAUAGACGAUGAACAACCUAUUGGAGAGAUUGCAACGCCAAUUAUUAACACAUUAUUAGAAGUUAAAAGAAGUUAUCAGGUUAAUGAAAAUGUGUUGAAGAUAGUUGACGGUGAAACCUCCAAAUAUGCGAUUGACCUCCUCAAACUGCGAACCCAAGGGAAAUUACAUGAUCCUAAUUCAAAAUCUUCAUUUGUAUAA
Messenger RNA from Maudiozyma saulgeensis, 2925 nucleotides. Lineage: Eukaryota; Fungi; Ascomycota; Saccharomycetes; Saccharomycetales; Saccharomycetaceae. The record is from the annotation of a GenBank genome assembly.